Molecule: messenger RNA, 3503 nt
Organism: Vigna angularis (adzuki bean)
Lineage: Eukaryota; Viridiplantae; Streptophyta; Magnoliopsida; Fabales; Fabaceae
Exons: 2
Coding region: 1701-2198 (165 amino acids)
Molecular function (GO): nucleic acid binding; zinc ion binding
Source: RefSeq, a predicted model, not a curated record
UUCUCUUAUAACAAAGAUAUGAUCUUGACAUCUUUUAUUACAAAUAUAUGAUCCCUGUUAGAAUGAAAUCAGUUGUUACAAAUUUAUAUAGAUCUUGACAUCUUCCACAACUGUCUUUGCCACCCGCCAUGGUCAUCGUCAACUAUAAAAGUUUUGUCUUUCAACACUUGUGUCUGAGUACCUUAGUACUACUCUCCUAAUUUCAGUUCUCUGUCGUGCCUCUUUCGCUACUGUCCAUUAUUUGUUGCCUCUAUUCACCGUCAACCACAGUGUGACCCUUUCCUUUGUUAUCAAGCAUCCUUUUCCUCCGGUGACCACCGCGAUCAAGAUCGACUUCCUCUGGCAACCAUUGCACUUUAUUCACCGCUCCAACCCAGCUGACCGUGCUCCAACCCGACCGAUCGUGCUCCAACCUGGCCAACCGUGCUCCAAUCGACCGACCGUGCUCCAACCUGGCAGACUGUGCUUUAACUCAGCAGACUGUGCUUUAACUUGGCAGACUAUGCUUCAACCUGUCUACCUCAUACCCCGGCAGUGCUUUUUAUCCCAUUUUUUGUACUUUUUUCCAUGGCUUCAGCUACUGUUCCUAUUGAUUUUGUCAACUCUAAUAAUCAAUUAGCUUACAUGCUCACCAAGUCCCUUAUAGGCCCUCGGAUUGAGUACUGUUAGAUGUUAAGAUGUGUGUUUCUGUUAUUUGGGCUUAGUCUAUUCUGUAUUAAGGGCAUUGGCCCAUAUCUUACAAUAUAAAUAAACUACCCUAUGUGUAUGCUAAACACACAAGGGAUAUUUUCUCCCAAUCUUCUCUAUUUCUCAUAUGGUAUCUAGAGCACAGGAAUAGUUCCAGUCAACUCCACGAUCUCCGGCACCCAUCACUGCCGCUGUUAUCGACGCCGCCAUCGCCGCCGCCGCCGGAGUUCCAGAAUCGACCAGCGGCCACACCAUCGGAAUCGUAUCGGCCGGGCGACCACCGUGGUACGAAGAUCGCGGCGAACGAACCACCCACGCGCCUCCACGCGCCGCCGCAAGAGUCGUCGCUGCCGCCGCGCGUGCCGGCGCGUCGCCGAAGCUUUCUGCCGCCGAUCAGCACCGCCGUGAUCGCCUCCUCGCCCUCUUUCUGGAUCUGUGGUCGUUGCGUCAAUCGGAGCACUUUGAAUUUUUAGGGUUUCUCCCUCUCUAUGGCGUCUUCCUCGUCUACAAACACCUCUAUUGGUGGCUCAUCUUCUGAUCCCUCAAUAUAUACCAAUUAUGUGAAUGUACACUUGUCCAUUGACAAGUUAGAUGGCACAAAUUAUGCAACAUGGGCAUCCGACAUCAAACUUUGGUUGAAGAGUCAGGGGUACUUAGAUCAUCUUACUCAAAAUGUGACUACUGCUCCCAUAGAUGACACUUCCCGCUGGAUGAAAAUUGAUGCUCAGUUAUGCAUUGUUAUAAAGUCCAUCAUUCACUCCUCACUGAAACAAAUGUUUCGAUCCUAUGAAACAUGUUCAGAAGUAUGGGCACAAGCGAAGUUGUUAUAUACAAAUGACACUCAGCGUCUUUAUGGUGUUUGUCAGGACCUAUUAAUUGUUAUUGGUCCGCGCAAUCCUGGUCCCAUGGCAGAAUAUUUGGGUAAAAUUCAUGCCCUUCUUCAUGACUUUAAUGAUAUAUUACCUCCUGCUUCCGCUCCUGCUGAAGAAUUGGAAUAACGAUCAAAGUUCUUCAUGUUGUUGGCAUUAUACGGACUCUCUGAUGAUGUUUCUCAUGUCCGUGAUCAGAUUUUGGGUUCUCCUGUCAUACCCAACUUUACUUCUACUUGUUUUGCUCUUUUGCGUAUACCGAGCAAACCCGUCACUGAGACAUCUCCUCAUACUGAUGAUUCCUCUGUUAUGGCUGCUCAACGUGAUGAUCGAAGUCGGUCUCGCAAGCCAAGUAAAGGACGUCCAAAAUGUGACCAUUGUGGCAAGUUAGGCCACAAGAUUGAUAGAUGUUAUGCUCUCCAUGGACGUCCUCCUCGACCUGUAGCAAUGGCAAAUUCUGAUCCACCUCCCCGAUCACCGUCUGCAGACCAUCCUACUUCAUCUAAUACCGUAGACAAACCUGCAAUCUUUAACGAAUUUCUCAGAUGGUAUGAGGAUCAUCAGCACUCUGGUUCCACUACAUCUGCAUCUGUUGCACGUACAGGACCGGAGUUCGAAACACAUGAUUGGCACAGGAUGUGAGUCUCAUGGCCUUUAUCAUCUCCGCCCUUCUCCACAUGUUGGCGUAGUCAUGGAGUCACCAUCCCUUCUUCAUGCUCAGUUCGGUCAUCCUAGUCUUGCCAAACUACAACAACUUGUCCCGAGGUUGUCCACAUUAUCAAGUUUGUCGUGUGCGUCUUGUUAGUUAGGAAAGCAUACUCGUAGUUCCUUUCCUCGUAGUGUCUCACAACGGGCGUCGUCCCCCUUUUCAUUGGUUCAUUCUGACAUUUAGGGACCUAGUCGUGUUAAGUCUAUUUUAGGUUUUCAGUAUUUUGUUACCUUUAUUGAUGACUAUUCCAGAUGUACUUGGUUGUUUUUAAUGAAGAAUCGUUCGGAGUUGUUUUCUAUUUUCCAAUCUUUUUUCAAUGAAAUAAAAACACAAUUUGGGGUUUCUAUUCGAAAUUUACGUAGUGAUAAUGGCCGUGAAUACCUUUCUCAACCGUUUAAACAGUUUAUGGCUUCUCAUGGCAUUCUUCACCAAACCUCAUGUGCUUAUACCCCUCAACAAAAUGGGGUGGCUGAGCGCAAGAAUAGACACCUUAUUAAAACAACUCGUACACUUCUGAUUCAUGGUCAAGUACCCUCACGUUUUUGGGGUGAUGCAGUUCUCACAGCAUGUUAUCUUAUCAACCGCAUGCCAUCUUCCGUCCUAGAUAACAAAAUCCCUCAUUCUAUCUUAUUUCCUCAAGACCCUCUGCAUCCAUUACCUCUUCGAGUUUUUGGGUCUACAUGUUUUGUUCAUGAUUUUAGUCCUGGUCUUGAUAAGUUAUCUCCUAGGUCUCACAAAUGUGUCUUCUUAGGAUUUCCACUGUCACAAAAGGGCUAUAAGUUUUUUUCCCUUCCCUCAAUCGUCAUUUUAUCUCUGCUGAUGUCACUUUUGAUGAGUCUUCUUUUUACUUUUCACAUCUAUCUUCUAGUUCUGUACCUCUCCCUGUUACUGUUGAUAUCCCUCUUAUCUGUGAUCCUCCUGGUGAUGCUCCACCCCUUUUGUCUUCUCCUUCUUUAGACUCUCAUUCACCACAGGAUCAUCCUUCACCUCCACCCCUUCAGGUUUAUAGUCGCCGUAAUUGUCUCCCUCAUGACUCACUUCCGGUGCCGCCUCAUGUGUCUCCUCCGGCUCCAGUAACUGAGUCUGACUUGCCUAUUGCCCUCCGUAAAGGUAUACGCUCUACCCGUAACCCUUCCCCCCAUUAUACUGUUCUUAAUUACCACAGAUUAUCUCCAUCUUUUUAUACUUGUCUCUCAUCCAUUUCUUCUGUGUCAAUUCCCAAAUCUGUGGGUGAUGCC